AUGCAGUGCAGUGCCACUGUACUUCAGAAUCUCGGAAUCCAGGACGUCUCCCGCCCAUCUUCUGCCGUGACCCGCCAGGCCGAUCAAGCGGCUGAGCUGACGCAGAAGUCGGACGAGCUCAGCCAGAAAGACGUUGGGACCUUGAUGGGUGAUGGAGAGAGAUAUGGAGAGGAGAAUGGGGCCUUUGGCAUGAAAAGAGUGCAGGCUGCGCUCUUCGCCAAAGAAGAAGCCCUGAGCCAGAAGGAUGCAGAGCUUCAAGCCAAAGCGCAGGCCGAGCAAGAGGCCCUCGAGGCCUUGCAAGCCAAAGAUGCUGAGCUCGAGCGUGCCCCGGUUGUUCUUUCAUUAGGGGCAUUGCAGAAGCGCGGCAGAAAGAGUGCGUACCGACACAUGCGGUCCGAGGCCAGCGAGAAAGAAGAGAUGUGGACACUUGGAUGCGUGGAAUUGGAAAGGAUGAGUGCCGACAAGCAUCCGAAACCACGGACCUUGCAUGUGACAGUGAUAGCCGUGAGACGAACAGAGGAGGUCAAGGAGGUGAGGGGAAUCUACCGCAAUCUACAAGUACCAUUACCUUGCAACAAUCUGCAAUCUGUUGCAACCGUCAUGGACCUUUUCGCCUCGAGGAAGAACCUCACCGAGCUACGAGCGCAGCACAAGGAGCCGGGCAUGCCCCGCACACGUCCCAAGCACGUGCCCAGCUACGGUGGGGUGAGAGUGCUGGGAGCUGCGCAAAUGCAACUGCAGGAGAGAGAGGUGGAGCUUGAAGGCCAGCUGAAGGAGAAGGACUUAGAAGAAACUUCAUUCAAGACCGGCAACGACGAAGAGCAGUUUUGCUAUGCUUGGGGGGGUGACCUGACACUGCUUCAGGCGCAGCGUUCUCCAUGUGUGCAGGAGCUGACCAUCCAGAAGCUCGAAGAAGACACUGAGCAGUUGACUGGCCAGGUGACGGAGCUCAGUGGCGUGCGGGAGCGGGCAGAGCAGGCGGAGCAGAUGCUUGAGCCCUGGAAGAAGCGGACGGAAGAAAUCCAUGAAGCCUUCCAGAAGGACGCUCAUCGGUCGGAGCUUGCCCGUUCAUGUCGGUGCCUGGACAGCCUGAGCAGCCAGGAGCAAGCUCUCCGAAAGCGAUACCACAACCAGAUGCAGGACAUGAAAGGCGCCAUUCGUGUGUUUGCAAGAAUACGUCCCAAGGUUUCUCGAGAAGCUGAUCAAGAGAUCUCCGUCUGGAGACGGGACGCCUUCUCGCUGGAGUGUGCCGCGAAAGACAAGAAAUCAACUGCCAAGGACUACAACUUCGAUGCCGUGUUUGAUGAGCACAACACGCAAGAGGACGUGUUUGCUGACUGCCGCGGUUUGAUUGGCUCAGCCGUUGAUGGCUUCAAUGUCACUGUGUUCGCGUACGGGCAAACGGGCGCCGGGAAGUAUGGGAAUGAGGCCAUAAGCUCAGAGGGAACUUGUGCAGCAGACCCGAAAGCUGGCGGCGUAGGACGGGGCUUCACUUGGAAAGAGGAUGCGAAGUUUCUAGUGACCUUGGUUCCAGCAAGAACCGUCCCCUCUGACCUCAAGGAGCUCUUCGCGGUGCUGAGUGCAGUCCUCGGAGUGCACAGAGCAUAUCUACAUAUCGCAGGCUGUCAGGCUUCGGCUUCGCUGCUGCAAAGGCUCUACCGCGAUGACCUGGUGGACUUGCUGUUCACAAAGGGCAAGGGCAAAGUGCCUCCGGUCCUGGACAUCAAGAAGGAUCCCCGAGGGACCGUGAAGGUAGAGAAUGCCGUCGAGAUCGAGGUGACCAGCCCAGAAGAACUUCAGAAAACCAUCGCCAUGGGCAUGGAUCGCCGGCACGUGGUGAGUGACACGCUGAAGUCGUUUCUUCGGCCAGAGACAGACGAGAAGACCAAUGAGCACACUCGAUUGGAGCAAAGGUCGCACCUGAUCUUCAUCGUCACCAUCGAGUCCUUGAACAAGAAGUCGAAGCAGGUCUCCACCGGAAAGCUCACGCUUUGUGACCUUGCAGGCUCCGAACGUCUCAAGAAGAGUGAGGUCACGGGUGAGCAGAUGAAGGAGGCUCAAUCCAUCAACAAGUCGUUGACGGCACUUGGCGAUGUGAUCGAGGCUUUGACAAAGCAGGCCAAGCACGUGCCUUACCGAAACCACCGGCUCACGCAGCUCUUGAGCGACUCGCUGGGCGGCAACGCCAAGACGCUGAUGUUCGUCAACUGCUCGCCGGCCUCCGGGAACCUCGAUGAGACAGCCCCGAGGUUGGCUUAUGCCGUGAGGGCCAAGAACAUCGUCAACAAGGUGGAGAAGAACUCUGAUAGCCAAGAAGUUGCACGCCUGAAGAAGGCGGGGGGAUCAGAAGCUCCGCGGCUUAAACGGCCACUGCCUGCCCAAGAGUGCCACAAGCAUCAACACCUUCGAGUUAUACCAGGUUGA
Molecule: messenger RNA, 2424 nt
Organism: Symbiodinium natans
Lineage: Eukaryota; Dinophyceae; Suessiales; Symbiodiniaceae
Source: the annotation of a GenBank genome assembly